Messenger RNA from Phytophthora sojae, 858 nucleotides. RefSeq lists its product as hypothetical. Gene Ontology annotation, molecular function: protein binding. Bases 1 to 735 code for a protein of 244 amino acids. The record is from RefSeq and is a predicted model, not a curated record. The transcript is spliced from 3 exons. NCBI's taxonomy places the organism in Eukaryota, Oomycota, Peronosporomycetes, Peronosporales, Peronosporaceae.
AUGAAGGCUGCACACUUGGAGCGGUGGCGCAGCUACAAACGGACAUCUAGAAGUUGUCCGGUGGCUGCUUGGGAAUCGGCCAGAAGGUUGUUCCGCGCCAGCGCCAUCGAAUCUGCUGCCAGCGGAGGGCUUCUUGAAAUCGUGCAGUGGCUUACGAAGGAGAGCAAGGCUUGCAUUACAGAUGCCAUGGAAGGAGCGGCGGGUAAUGGUUAUCUGCACGUCAUGAAAUGGCUACACAUGAACCGGAAUGAGGGGUGCACAACGGGGGGGGUCAAUGGAUCAAGCGGCGAAGCUCGGCCCCUUGGAACCAUGGACGCUGCCGCAGGACAUGGCUACUUGGACUUGGUUCGAUGCCUGCACGCUAAUACUUCUGAGAGCUGCACAGCCGCAGUCAUGGACGCUGCUGCCGCGAACGGCCACUUGGAGAUGGUCAAGUGGUUGCAUACACACAGAACGGAAGGCUGCACCAGGCAAGCCAUGGAUAGCGCUGCAGUCAGCGGACACCUGAAUGGCUACAUAGAAGUCGUCAAGUGGCUACUCCAGAAUCGCAGUGAAGGCUGUUCACCUCGGGCUAUCAAUUCCGCCGCCGCCGGUGGCCACCUAGAAAUUGUGCAGUGGCUGACGAAUUACGGCAACACGUGCGCUACGGAUGCUAUGGACGUCGCGGCAUGUAAUGGGCAUUUGCACGUGGUAAAGUGGCUACACGCGAACCGGAGUGAGGCAUGGCUGGUAUGAAGACUUAAGGAAGCGCUGUUCCCCACGAAACGACGAAUCCAUUAACCUCAGGAACCGAGGUUUUAAGGUUCAAACGCAUGAAAACUUAAGCGGGAGGAAGCGAACGAAGGUUUAACUUAUUCG